Messenger RNA from Phragmites australis (common reed), 1068 nucleotides. RefSeq names its product transcription factor bHLH153-like. The record is from RefSeq and is a predicted model, not a curated record. Lineage: Eukaryota; Viridiplantae; Streptophyta; Magnoliopsida; Poales; Poaceae. The coding region runs from base 263 to 733 and encodes 156 amino acids. Gene Ontology annotation, molecular function: protein dimerization activity; RNA polymerase II cis-regulatory region sequence-specific DNA binding; DNA-binding transcription factor activity, RNA polymerase II-specific. Gene Ontology annotation, cellular component: nucleus. Gene Ontology annotation, biological process: regulation of transcription by RNA polymerase II. The transcript is spliced from 6 exons.
UUCCUCUGCGUAUAAAUGCGAGCUAAGGCCCUCUCCCUCCCUGCUGAUCCCCAAAUGUCUCCGGUCCUCUGCUUCCAUCCUUAUAAAACCCUCCAUAAGCCUCUUCUACGCGCACUGCUAUCUCCGCCACUGGAGUCGUUUCCCGGCCGGCGACAGAUAGUUCGUGCCAUCUCGAUCCUGUGCUCGCUCUCCUUCCGAUCCGGACGCAACGAUUGUCAUCCAUCCUGCAGGAAACACAGGGCAAGGCGAUAGCGAGCAGAAGAUGAUGAUGACUGAACUGGCCAAUCAUAGCAAAAGGAGCCACACCGACAGCUACUUCAGUGGAAAAGCCGUCACCACCAGCGGCUCAGAGGAGUUUGGAAGCAUGACCUCCAAGAAGCCGAGGAAUACAAGUCCAAGAACCGCUCCCGUAUCCCCAAAGGAGAAGAAGGACAAGAUUGGCGAGAGAGUAGCAGCGCUUCAGCAGUUGGUGUCGCCAUUCGGAAAGACGGAUACAGCUUCUGUUCUGGAGGAGGCCUCAGGGUACAUCAAGUUCCUGCACCAGCAGCUCGAGGUCCUGAGCUCCCCUUACAUGCGUGCUCCUCUGGUGGCCGGCCCUGUGCCUGAGGAUCCCGACCACUACAGCCUGCGGAACCGUGGCCUGUGCCUGGUGCCGGUGGACCUUACGCUGCAGCUGACCCAGAGCAACGGGGCCGACCUGUGGGCGCCGGCGAACACGACCAGGCGCAGGUGAAGAAGAAAUCCGCCUCACCAGGAGCCAAGAAUCGGAGGCUGGUCUGGUCCGUCUGAACGAAUUACUGCAUGUGCGGGGUGUAGAACUCCUAGUGCCUGAGCCUGACCCAAUUCAAUCUCCUAACAGUAACCUAAGCAAGCGUCCCGUUCAGCUUGUAUUAUAGCAACUUGUCUGUCUAAUCUCUCGUUAUCGUCGGGCAUAUAUGUAUAUGACUGCACAUGGCGAGACACUGCGUCUGUGAUAUGUAACUAUGUGUUUAGCAGCCUGUUGCUGUCAGCACCUAAAGCAGCACACUGCAGCAAUUUAAUGCUAGUUCAUUAAGAUGCUCAGUUUUA